GGGGGGCGAGGGAGAUAAAAAAGACCAGUAGGGAGAAGGAGAGUGAGUAUCUGAGAAAGAGACAGGGAGAGAAAGAAAGAAAGAGAAGGAGAAAGGCUGAGGUGGAUAGAGAGAAAGAAAGCUUCCUUAACAGUAGUAGAGUCAGAGGAAAACCCAAAAUCUUGAAGGAACCUCAACUGAACACUGGACUUGCCUCUUGCUCGGCCAUGAAGUGAAUAGUAAUCUGAAUAUUACUGUACAACUGAGAGAGAGAGAGAGAGAGAGAGAGAGAGAGGAGAGAGGGAGAGAGAGAGACACACACACACACUGAACAGCAUGCAGACAGUGUAAACAGGAAGGUAAGGACACGGCGUUGUGCUGAAGACCCAGGGGAAUCUCAGGUGAAGACUGAACACUGAUCCCCAGGCCUGUAGAGGCAGGGGCCGCUGCUAAGGACCAGCUGACAGUACUGGAGCACGGAAACCACCGGAAGACAGAGCCGGCUUAUUCAUUUGCUCUCAGUCCCCUGCUCCCCUCUUCUCUCCUCUCCUCUCUUCUUUCCCCCUACUACCCUCUUCUCUUUUCCCCUCUCAUCUUUCCCCUAUCCUCUCCUCUUCAUUCCUCUGCUCGCCUCUUUUCCCCUCUGCUCUCCUCUUUUCCCCUCUCCUCUCCUCUUGUCCCCUCCGCUCCAGUCCUCCUCUAGCCCACGUGUCUCCCUCAGCCACGUGCCACUUGUGCGUACCCUGUGAAACUCCCAUCAUGCACCGGGGGACCGCUCUACUGCCCGUGCUUCUGGUGCUGCUGCUCUGUUCCUGCUCUGCUGAUGAGACGCAGGGAGAGAGCCCUGCUUUCAGCAACAACACACCGGACAUUUCGUCAGACACAGACCUGGUUAACCCUCGGAGCUCCUGGCUCGUGUUCAAGCGGAACUCCAACAAGGGGGACAACAAGAAAACCAAGCCUCCCAAAAAGACCUCCAAGCAUGGCUUCCCUGGCCCCCCAGGUCCGCCGGGCCCCCAGGGGCCCCCCGGCCCCCCUGCCCCCUCAGCUAUGGAGCCAGACGACCUGCUGAAGGAGUUCCGCCUCAGGCUGAAAGAGGUGGCAGACACCGGCGGUCCGCUGGAGAGUGCUGCACAGUGCCAGGUGUGUAAACAGCUCCCCCAUGUGGACACGGCCUUCCACUGCCGCCUGCAGAGCGAUCUUCCCAUCCCCCGACGCAGCCUGCAGGAGCUGCAGCCCUUCAGUGUGCCCGCAGAUUCAGAGCUGCAGUUCCAGAGAGGACAGGACUUCAACAGGAGCAGUGGCCGCUACACAGCGCCCGUUUCUGGGUUUUACCAGCUCACCGCCAGCCUGCUCAUAGAACCCAGCGACACACAGCGCAGGUCUGCUGCCCGACAACGGGACUGUGUGACAGUCUCCAUCUGCAUCGAGUCCCUGUGUCACAGCAACAUGUCCCUGGUAGCCAUGGCAGGAGUUGGAGACUCGGGGGGUGUUUUCAGCAUCCUGGUGACUGGCACACUGUUCCUGCAGGUGGGCGAGUAUGCGUCUGUCUUUAUUGACAACGGGACAGGAUCAGCACUCAAAGUCCAGAAGGGCACUCUCUUCUCAGGAAUCCUACUGGGUGUCUGAAUCAAUCAACAGAGCAACACACACAAACACACACACAAAUAAGCACACACACACACAUACAAAAACAAGCACACACACACACACACACACACACAUAUAAACAUACACACACACAAACACCUCCACAGAUGUGAACUGAUUGGAGAGCAGCCUUAUUAUUGGAAUAUAUGACACCAUCGGGCAGCUGCAGCUGUGACAAUGCAGAGAGGACUUGGAGGACUGCCCAUUGUUGUUUCCAUGGAAACCCCCCCCCCCCCCCCCCCAACAGCCGGAGUAACAGAUUGAGUGUAAAUAGAUGGGAAUGGCUUCAGAGUGUGUGUAUAUAGAGAUGUAUUUUUACAGUUCUACCAACCACAAUUUUAAUAAGCAUAUCAAACAAAAUAAAGCUGUCAUAUUUAUUUUCAGGAAAUAUUCUCACACACACAAAUAUCACAUUUAAGUAUAAUAAUAAAUUGUGAAAUUCUAAGAAGAA
Messenger RNA from Conger conger (European conger), 2080 nucleotides. Its product is annotated as erythroferrone. The transcript is spliced from 8 exons. NCBI's taxonomy places the organism in Eukaryota, Metazoa, Chordata, Actinopteri, Anguilliformes, Congridae. The coding region runs from base 739 to 1608 and encodes 289 amino acids. The record is from RefSeq and is a predicted model, not a curated record. Gene Ontology annotation, molecular function: hormone activity.